AUGGCAUCUGCCCAUGCAUCGACAAAAUCAGCCACCCCUCGCAAUGGCUCCUUAACCUCCUCUUCAGGCACCUCCGAAGAAGACAUUCCUAGACCCAUAAGCCCCGGUCCUCGAUUUGAGCCCAUCCGCACAAGUACCUACACCAAUCGAGGAUCAACCUACACCAGUCGAGAAUCAAUGUUGGAGUAUGGGUUCCCAACAGAAGACGGGCCUGAAUUAGCUGAGAUUGCCACCAUUCUCUCCAGAGCGGAAUCUCUCGCUACAAGGCCUGUUGAAUCCAAGUCAGAAGAUGGAGCACCCCAGCUUAGGCGGCAGGACACUGUCGCAGGAAUGGAAUACAAUGAUCCCAAGUUCAACCCAGAAACUCCCGAAUUUGAUUUCUAUCUUUGGGCACGAAAGUUUCUGCAGACCAUCGAGAAGGAGGGAAUCAAGCAAAGGCGUGCUGGGUUUACGUUCAAGAACCUUACCGUUUCCGGCUCAGGGGCUGCCUUGCAAUUACAGAAGAAUGUCGCGUCGUUGCUGAUGGCACCUUUCCGUCUUCGAGAAUACUUCGGUGAUGCCCCAGAGAAACAGAUCCUGCGAAACUUCAACGGGUCGGUCAGAAGUGGAGAGAUGCUUAUCGUGCUGGGGAGGCCAGGUAGUGGUUGCUCGACCUUUUUAAAAUCCAUCUGUGGUGAGUUAGCAGGACUGGAAAUGGAUAAGAAGUCAGUGGUACACUACAAUGGAAUCCCACAAGAUCGAUUCAUCAAAGAGAUGAGAGGAGAUGUCGUCUACAACCAGGAGAAUGAAAAACAUUUUCCUCAUCUUACCGUUGGCGAAACCCUGGACUUCGCCGCUGCCGCUCGUACUCCUUCAGCACGAGUCCUGGGCGUGCCCAGAAAAGACUUUUCGCAAUACAUGGCAAAAAUCAUGAUGAACAUUUUUGGGCUGGGCCACACAAGGAAUACCAAAGUCGGGAACGACUUCGUUCGAGGUGUCAGUGGUGGUGAAAGAAAACGAGUCAGUAUUGCAGAGAUGGCUCUGGCAGGUUCCCCUUUGGCAGCCUGGGACAACAGUACUCGUGGUUUAGAUGCAGCUACUGCUUUAGAGUUUGUUCGAUCUUUGAGGGUCGCUUCGAACAUUGCAGGUUUCACUAAUGCAGUCGCGAUUUACCAGGCUUCUCAGAGCAUAUACGACCUUUUCGAUAAGGCCAUUGUCCUUUACGAAGGCCGCCAGAUUUACUUUGGACCAGCUGACGCCGCGAGAGCGUAUUUUGAGAGCAUGGGCUGGGUUUGUCCACCCAGGCAGACAACUGGCGACUUCCUCACUUCCGUAACAAAUCCUCAGGAACGAAAGGCUCGCGAUGGGUUCGAAAACAAGGUUCCAAGAACUGCUGAUGAAUUUGAGAAAUACUGGCUCCAGUCAGAGAACUACCAGUUAUGUUUACAGGACAUUGCUGAAGCCGAGGAGGAGAAUCCAGUCGGAGGCGGUGCGUUGGACGCAUUCCGUGAGUCUAAGCAUCAAGCUCAAGCAAAGCACGUCCGACCGAGGUCACCUUACACGAUCAGCAUUCCCAUGCAGAUCAAGAUUUGCACGAUUCGCGCGUAUCAGCGGCUGUGGAACGACAAGGCGUCGACAUUGACGACAGUGAUUGGCCAGAUUGUGAUGGCUCUCAUCAUUGGUAGUAUUUUCUACGGCACUCCUCAAAGCACUGGCUCAUUCUUCGCCAAAGGCUCCGUCCUUUUCUUUGCUGUCCUCUUGAAUGCGCUUAUUGCAAUCACGGAAAUCAACGGACUUUAUGACCAAAGACCAAUAGUUGAAAAGCACGUCAGCUACGCCUUCUACCAUCCUUUCACGGAAGCCCUCGCGGGGAUAGUCUCGGACAUUCCAGUCAAAUUUCUCAUCGCAACGUGCUUCAACAUUAUCCUAUACUUCCUGUCUGGACUGCGAUAUGAGGCUGGUCCGUUCUUUGUGUUCUUCCUCUUCAACUUUGUUGCAAUGUUGACUAUGUCUGCCAUCUUUCGAACUAUAGCUGCCGCUACGAAGGCGAUCUCCCAGGCAUUAGCUAUUGCUGGAGUACUGGUUCUUGCUAUAGUGAUAUAUACCGGUUUCACGGUACAAAUCAGCUACAUGCAUCCCUGGUUCCGCUGGCUCAACUACAUCAAUCCGGUUGGAUACGCCUUCGAAGCCAUAUUGGCCAACGAAGUUCACAACCAGCGAUAUGAAUGUGCUCCAACAAGCCUCAUCCCUCCUUACGGCACCGGCGACAACUUCCAGUGUGCUGUGGCUGGUGCUGUUCCAGGCCGAACGUCCGUUCUUGGUGACGACUGGUUGCGGUUAUCUUACGGAUAUAGCUAUUCCAACGUCUGGCGCAAUCUGGGAAUCCUUCUUGCCUUCCAAAUCUUUUUCUACUUCACAUAUUUGGUGGCAACCGAACUCAACGCCAAGUCAACCUCUACAGCCGAGUUUUUGAUCUUUCGCCGAGGUCACAUCCCCAAAUAUAUGGAGCGUGAAAGCAAGGACAUUGAGGCUGGUAAGGCGGACUCCGCCGCUGCUACAGCAGUGUCGUCCAACGAUUCUUAUCAAGGUGCGAAAGCGAGAGAAGUCGGCGCGUUGCCUGUUCAGAAAGACAUAUUCACUUGGAGAGACGUCACUCUUGACAUCAGCAUCAAAGGUGAGCCUCGAAGACUACUUGACCAUGUCUCGGGCUGGGUGAAGCCAGGUACGCUUACUGCUCUGAUGGGUGUUUCGGGAGCGGGGAAGACAACUUUGCUUGAUACGCUGGCUCAAAGAAGCAGUAUUGGAGUUCUUACAGGUGACAUGUUUGUCAAUGGCAAACCUCUUGACCCAUCCUUUCAACGGAAGACUGGGUAUGUACAGCAACAGGAUCUACAUUUAGAGACCACCACAGUACGGGAAGCAUUACGAUUCUCCGCCACACUUCGUCAACCGGAAUCUGUCUCCAAGGCUGAGAAAUAUGCUUUCGUCGAAGAGGUUAUCAAGAUGCUUAACAUGGAAGAUUUCAGUGAGGCGAUUGUCGGCAAUCCUGGCGAAGGUCUGAAUGUGGAACAGCGAAAACUAUUGACCAUUGGUGUCGAACUUGCUGCCAAGCCAGCUUUGUUACUGUUCCUUGACGAGCCCACGUCCGGUCUUGAUUCGCAAAGUUCUUGGUCAAUCAUCGCUUUCCUACGCAAGCUGGCGGAUAGCGGGCAGGCGGUACUGUCAACCAUCCAUCAACCAUCUGCAAUUCUCUUCCAAGAAUUUGACCGAUUGUUGUUUCUCGCUAAAGGAGGCAAGACCGUCUACUUUGGAGACAUCGGCGAGAAUUCGAAAUCGCUACUUGGAUACUUCGAGAAUCAUGGGGCCCGAAAAUGUGAUGACGAGGAGAACCCGGCGGAGUAUAUGCUCGAGAUUGUCGGAGUCGGCUCACGGAACAAGUUGGACAUUGAAUGGCCAGAGGUAUGGACGAGUAGCCAGGAGAGCAAGGAUGUGCAAGCCGAGAUUGAUCGUAUUCAUGCCGAGAAACAAAGAGAAGCAGUCACAGAUCGUGGUGAAUCCACUGGCGAAUUCGCCAUGCCUUUGACUGCGCAGAUUUACGAAGUUACUCUCCGAGUUUUCCAGCAAUACUGGCGAACUCCGUCUUAUGUUUGGGGCAAGUUUACGCUUGGGCUCGCUUCGGCUCUCUUUAUUGGUUUCUCUUUCUUCCUUCAAAACACCUCUUCGGCUGGGCUACAGAACACCCUGUUCGCCAUUUUCAUGUUAACAUCCAUCUUUUCUACUCUUGUUCAGCAGAUCAUGCCCCGGUUUGUGACUCAGCGCUCUCUCUACGAAGUGCGUGAACGCCCUUCCAAAGCAUACUCGUGGAUCGCCUUCCUCGUGGCCAACAUCUCCGUCGAGAUUCCUUAUCAAAUCCUCCUUGGCAUCCUCGCCUGGGCCGCCUGGUACUUCCCAGUUUUCGGAGACAACCAAUCGGCCGAACGCAAGGGCCUCAUGCUCCUCUUCUGCAUUGAGUUUUUCCUCUUCGCCUCUACUUUCGCACACAUGGUCAUUGCCGCCUUGCCCGAUGCCGAAACUGCAGGCAAUAUCGCCACCCUUCUCUUCAGCAUGGCACUAACCUUUAAUGGCGUCAUCCAAAACCCCAAUGCCCUCCCCGGCUUCUGGCUCUUCAUGUACCGCGUCUCACCCCUAACAUACCUCAUCUCUGGGUGGGCCAGCACAGGCCUAGCAGGAAAAGCAAUCGAUUGCGCCGACAACGAACUCGCACAGUUCAACCCCCCAGCUAACCAGACCUGCGGCCAAUAUCUUGCCGACUACAUCUCUGCCGGCGCAAUCGGCCAGCUCCAAAACCCGGAAGCCAGCUCCGAUUGUCGCUACUGCCCUCUCAGCAACUCGGAUCAAUACCUCGCCGCCGUCAAUAUCAGCUACGACACCCGCUGGCGCGAUUUCGGCAUCGGGUGGGCAUAUGUCGUCUUCAACAUUGCGGCGACGGUGUUGCUAUAUUACAUGUUUAGGGUUAAGCAUUGGAGUCCCGCAAGUCUAGCCAAGGGACCCGCUGUGUUGGCCGACAGGUUGGCGAGGCUUGGUCGCAGGAUCUUUACGAGACAUGCGGAGCCGACACCGAGAGGGAAGGAGGAUGUUAAUCAUAGGAUUUAUUGA
This is a messenger RNA of Endocarpon pusillum Z07020, 4635 nucleotides long. RefSeq lists its product as uncharacterized. Gene Ontology annotation, molecular function: ATP hydrolysis activity; ATP binding; ABC-type transporter activity. The transcript is spliced from 2 exons. NCBI's taxonomy places the organism in Eukaryota, Fungi, Ascomycota, Eurotiomycetes, Verrucariales, Verrucariaceae. Gene Ontology annotation, cellular component: membrane. Bases 1 to 4635 code for a protein of 1544 amino acids. Gene Ontology annotation, biological process: transmembrane transport. The record is from RefSeq and is a predicted model, not a curated record.